Molecule: messenger RNA, 4920 nt
Organism: Orbilia oligospora ATCC 24927
Lineage: Eukaryota; Fungi; Ascomycota; Orbiliomycetes; Orbiliales; Orbiliaceae
Exons: 6
Coding region: 1-4920 (1639 amino acids)
Biological process (GO): inositol metabolic process; inositol phosphate biosynthetic process
Cellular component (GO): cytosol
Molecular function (GO): inositol hexakisphosphate kinase activity; diphosphoinositol pentakisphosphate kinase activity; 5-diphosphoinositol pentakisphosphate 1-kinase activity
Source: RefSeq, a predicted model, not a curated record
AUGUCUUCGUCCACUUCCACACCACAAUUACCUCCGCCGACGCCUUCGUCGUCUUCGACAGGCUUUCGUGGCAGCAGCAACAGAAGUAGCACUAGUAGUAUCACGAACGGCGAAGGAAAGCUACAGUCGAUACCAGAAGCAGACUCCACUUCCGCUGUAGAUGCCACUAGCAGCAGUAGUAAUCCUGUUAGCUCCGCCAGUAGCAUUGCAAACAAUCCUGGCUCCGAUACGUCAACUCCGACAGCCACUAAACCACAACCUGGACCUUCCUUAUCUCACCGACCGAAUGGUGCCAAUGGCAAUGGUCUUCCCAAAGAUACCGACCAAUCCGAUGGCCGAGGUGCUGUCGUCCGACCAGCUGCUUCUGCUGGCCCUUCGACGCAACAGCAGCAUGAUAGUCGUAGUAGUGCUGUUUCUGCGACUACUAAUCACACCAAUGCUGGCGCCGCUCCUUCCCAGCAGCAGCAGCAGCCCAAUGUCUCUGCUGUUGCCUCUCUCGAUAUUAAAAGCAAUAAAAUUCAGAAUAACGACCAACAAUUAGCUUCCUCGCUAUCCAGUACAUAUUCUACCUCUCCCUCUCGCUACGAUACUUCUUCAGCUGUACCUUCGGUCGCUACUUCCUCUGCCCAGCCAAUUCCUACUCGGAAAAACUCAAUUUCGGGUCCCUCAAAGUCGCAAUCCUCAUCUCGCCAGUCGUCUUUUCACGCUACCUCGGGCUUUUUCAAGGAUCUGUUAGCGUCCACCACUGCAGCAUUUUUGCCGUCUUCGUCUUCCGGGAAACGACGUCCCAGCAUACCUUUCAGACAUCGCAGGUCCACUUCUUCCAAUUCCUUUUCUGGUCCCCCGAUUUUAUCAAUGGCGGCCAACCAGGUCGAUGGUAAUGGUCGUGACGACCCACCUUUGUUCUCGUCGACUCUAGAGCGAACUGCUUCACAUUCAAGCACAAACACUUCUAACUCUCGCUUUACACAUUCUUCCGUUGUUGGUACUCCGGCGGCUACUUCCUCGGGCCCACAGUCUUAUAAAACCCAGGCUGACAUCCACUUACUUGGUCGGGAUACAAAUAAUCACGGUGUAACUGUUCCUGCUGCUGGAGGAUUCAUUCAACAACCUGCGAUCAUGCCUGCUGCCGCCUACACCCCAUCCAACGGACUCUCUCCAAUUGCUGGUUCUCCGGACGGUGGGCCGACCGAUCCAAAUCCGAUCUCACACAAGAAUGGCCUCCCGAAUCCCACCCCACCGGCUGCGUCCCAGAAUUCUCUCGCUCAGGCUCUUGUGCAAAUGAACGCUGCCUCAGGCCGGAGCACACCCGCCACAGCCUCUUCGCCUCCUAGUGAAGACGGACAAGGUAACGUUCCUACUAAAAGACGACCGUCCGUUUCAACAACUUCAUCGUCUACUCCUAACCCAGCCCCCAAAAUUGGAAGGGUUGGAGUCUGUGCCCUUGACAUCAAAGCUCGAUCGAAACCAUGUCGGCAUAUUCUGAACCGGCUAAUGGUCAACGGCGACUUUGAGAUUGUGAUUUUCGGAGAUAAAGUGAUAUUAGACGAAGACGUAGAAAACUGGCCUACAUGUGACUUCCUAAUAUCCUUCUUUUCAUCUGGGUUCCCUCUUGAUAAGGCGAUUCGUUAUGUUGCUCUCAGGAAACCGUUUUGUGUCAACUCACUGCCGAUGCAAAAGGUCCUCUGGGAUAGGCGACUAGUUCUGCGCAUCCUUGAUUCGAUCAAAGUUCCAACUCCAAAACGUGUAGAAGUGUCCAGAGACGGCGGUCCUUAUCUCUCUCCUAGUACAGCUGCGGCACUCUAUGAGCAUACCGGGAUAAAGCUACCUCCAUCCGGUGAUCCUGCGUGGAAGGCCCCACAGACCGUGGAACUUAUCGACGAAGAUACCAUUAGCGUGGACGGGGUCACUUUGAAGAAACCGUUUGUUGAGAAACCUGUGAGCGGAGAGGACCAUAAUAUUCGGAUCUAUUACUCGAAAGCGCAAGGUGGAGGGGGUCGAAAGCUAUUUCGCAAGGUUGGGAACAAAUCCUCGGAGUAUGACCCUAACCUCACGAAGCCUAGAUCAUCUGGUUCGUUCAUUUAUGAGCAGUUCAUGGUCGUCGAUAACUCCGAAGAUGUAAAAGGCUACACCGUUGGUACCGAAUUCUGCCACGCCGAGACCAGAAAGUCUCCAGUUGUCGACGGUCUCGUUCGCCGCAAUACAAAUGGGAAAGAGAUUAGAUUCGUCACAACGUUGACACCAAUCGAGUCCUCAAUGGCAAUUAAAAUUGUUAAAUCAUUUGGGCAGAACGUGUGUGGGUUUGAUCUGCUCCGUGUCAAUGGCAAAAGCUUUGUCAUUGAUGUGAACGGGUGGAGCUUCGUCAAAGACAACAAUGAGUAUUAUGACAAAUGUGCCGAAAAGCUCAGGACCAUCUUUAUUGAUGUGAAGGAGAAGCGUGCUCCGGGAAGAGCUAGAUCUAAUAGUACUACUAACCAGGCUUCCAUUGAUAGAAGUCAAUCGCAAUCGCGAAUCAAUAGAUUCAGUGUGACGAAGCAGUCUAUCGGGAACUCCCUGAACCAAUUGCUCCACCGAAGCCCGUCAACAUCCCGACUUAGUAUAGAUCGAACAUCCUCGAAAGACAAAGAGCCCCCUAGUCCAGGGCCUGGUACUCCUCCACCCGGCAAUCCAACCCUACUUCAAUCGUCUGCAUCGUCGGGAACACUGCAGGCCACCGAUCCUGUGCCCAUACCACACGCAGUUGGUUCUGUAAGGAGCAACCCGGAAUUGGCCCCAACUGCUCAGGAAGCGCCAGUCCCCGCGGGCCCCAAGCAUACCUGGAAACUAAAAGGCAUGGUUGCUGUUCUUCGACACGCAGACAGAACACCGAAGCAAAAAUUCAAGUUUAGUUUUCACACUCAGCCUUUUGUUGAUCUACUGAAGGGUCACAAAGAUGAGGUAAUCUUGGUUGAAGAAGGUCUCGAGCAGGUUUUGUUGGCUACAGAGGUGGCUUUGAAGGAAGGUAUUGAAGACAGAGAGAAAGUUAGGUUGUUGAGGAAUGCCCUUCAGCGCAAAAUGGCAUAUCCUGGAACCAAAGUUCAGAUCAAGCCUCAGGGGCUCAAGAAGAAGAGCAGUGUGAAACUAAAGGAAGCUUCACCACCAAGAGUAUCACCGGAAGCCCCAAUCAAUCCACCCAGCGAAGCAUUCAUCCCAGACACAGUUCACAACCCAGAGGAAAAUGUCAUCCCAAUCGAGGAGGGUUCGCUGAAGUCGUCGAAGGAUCUUUUACCUGUUGCGAUCAACGAUGAUUAUGUUGUCGACAAGCUGCAACUCAUUAUUAAAUGGGGAGGCGAGCCUACGCACUCCGCCAGAUAUCAGUCCCAAGACCUCGGGGAAAACAUGAGGAAAGAUUUGUUACUCAUGAAUAGGGAAGUUUUGAACGAUGUUACUAUUUUCACAUCUUCGGAGCGAAGAGUGUCAACAAGUGCACAUAUUUGGGCGGCUAGCUUCCUCGAUGUUAAAGAAAUAUCUCAGGGAAGGAUUGCUAUUCGUAAGGACCUUCUAGAUGACAGCAACGCGGCAAAGGACGAAAUGGACAAAGUUAAGAAAAAGCUCAAAACCCUCCUGCGAAAGGGUGCAGAAGCGCCACCUCAGUUUGCCUGGCCAAGAGAGAACUUCCCAGAGCCAUCUGUGGUCAUGCAAAAUGUCGUUCAAUUGAUGAAGUUCCACCAAAAGGUUAUGCAACAUAACUACAAGAAGUACUUCGGUGAGGGACAAGAUGGUAGCCUCAUACCCACUGCCGCUGCUCUACAAGAAAAGUCUUCCAGGUCAGCUCAGCCUACCAGCGGAUCUUCCGGUGCCAUGGCAAGUGCACUUGCCCAGGCUAAUACCACGAAUGCGAUCCAAAGCCGAUGGUGCUGCGGCGAAGAUCCAGCUCUGUUCCGUGAGCGAUGGGAAAAGUUAUUUGUCGAAUUUUGCGAGACAAAAGGGAAGGAGCCAGACCCAAGCAAGAUUUCGGAACUAUACGAUACAAUGAAAUUUGACGCCCUCCACAAUCGACAAUUCCUAGAAACAAUGUUCACACCUUCGUCCGAGAUAAUGGAAGAAGAAGGCAUUGUAGAUACGAGUACUAAUGGUAUCGGAUCGGCCAAUGGGACGUCAGGUAAUCUCGCAGACAGCACGGUUGAGUCGACAGAGGAUGGCGGGAAAGCUGGGGGCAUUCUUCGAACACAUAGACUAGGAAGAAGAAGAAAUAGUCGUAGAGGAGCUAGCCCUCAGGGACGACCUAGUAUCACCGACGACGACGCUUCGGUGAAAGUAGAUAAAUACCGUGGUCCCAUCAAGGACGACUUUCGGCUCACAAAACUUCGGGAACUGUACCGACUGGCGAAGGUUCUCUUUGAUUUCGUCUCCCCGCAAGAGUAUGGAAUCGAUAAUAACGAGAAACUCGAGAUUGGGUUGUUGACUUCGUUGCCAUUGCUCAAGCAGAUCGUCAAAGAUCUCGAACAUGUUCAGGCAAGCGAUACCGCGCAAUCUUUCUUCUAUUUUACCAAGGAAUCCCACGUCUACACGUUGCUCAACUGUAUUUUAGAAUCCGGGAUCAAAACAAAGAUGGAGCGUAAUGCGAUUCCAGAGCUUGAUUAUCUUACUCAGAUAUGCUUUGAGCUCUAUGAAUCCGAAAACAAGAAUGUUCCUGGUGCGACGCCGUGCGAUCCGAAUACUUCCAGCUAUUCGAUACGUAUUAGUAUAUCGCCAGGCUGUCACAGCAAUGAUCCAUUGGAUAUGCAAUUGGAUGCGAAACAUUGUAUUGGAGUUACUCCAAGAAGGAAUCUUAUUGGGCAUCAUGAUUGGAAGGAACUCCUAGCCAGAUUCAAAGAGAAAUUUGAUCGUGUCCAACUUCCAAAAAGAUUCAUACCCAUCAACCUAGCAGAGGAGGACUAA